This is a messenger RNA of Kwoniella shivajii, 4020 nucleotides long. RefSeq lists its product as uncharacterized. The record is from RefSeq and is a predicted model, not a curated record. The transcript is spliced from 3 exons. Bases 1 to 4020 code for a protein of 1339 amino acids. NCBI's taxonomy places the organism in Eukaryota, Fungi, Basidiomycota, Tremellomycetes, Tremellales, Cryptococcaceae.
AUGCUUCAAGAUAUGAGCAAUUCGCCUUCAACGUCUCGUCGGCGACUCAAAGCUCAACAAGAAAACUGGGAUGAUGACUUCGAGUUUGCUCUUCCCACAAAAAAAGCGAACACUUCUUCUCAGCCAUCAAAAGGUAAAUGGAAAGACGAGAAUGACCCUAAUGUACAAUCAAAACGUGCUGAAAGUCCUGUAGAAGAUUGGGACGACAAUUGGGAUGAAUCACCACCGCCGCCUCCGCGGGCAUCACAACCCCCUCAACAACCUCAAGCAAAACACCAAAGAAAGAAAUCCGCCAUUCCUCCGCCUAUAAGCAUACCUAAUCACUCACACACCCAACCACCUAGAUUAUCACCUUCACAUGCUGCAGGUCUUUCUAUUUCACCUCUACCAUCCUCGUAUUCGACUCAUCAGCCACUUUUACCAUCUCGCUCACAUUCUUCACUGGCCCUAGCAGAUGCUCCACAGCAACUCCCUCGAUCAAGGUCAGGUUCAACAUCAGCUAGUGCAAUCAGAAACAAGUUGGUCAAACGACAUCCCUCGACAUCAUUCGUUCCUAUCUCAAACCCUUCAUCUACCAAUUUAGCUUCAAGUGGUGUUUUGCAAAAUGGCUCUGAAGCUGAUUUAUCUUUCAUUUCACUUGUCAAUCGAUCAUCUCCUAAUCUACCUCAUACAUCGCAGCUACCAAGGAGUACAUCUGGAGAGCAGAUGCCUCCACCUCCCUUACCAUCCGGUGGAAUCUUAGGAAGAGCUAGAAGUAGAUCAAGAAGUAAGGCUAAAACUGACAACAAACAGGAUGUAAGGGUGUCUGGAAUACCUUUCAGUCCAAGUAGAGAUGAUAUGAAGGAGAAGGAAAAGGAAAGAAGACCAGGGUUUUGGAAGAGGUUUUCGGGAGUUCCCUCAGCUGAAAAAAACGAAAGUACACCACAACAUCGUCGUCGUCGAAGUUCCUCUGUUGGAACCAAAAUCCUACCCUCUGACUCACCAUGUCCUCCUGUCCCACCUCUGCCAAUGAAUCUACGCUCACCCAGCGGCGCAUCAAUUACAUCGACGUCAUCGGCCAAAUCAGGUCCAGCAUCUGCUUUUUCAGCUUUACUGCGUCGUUCUUCUAGUAGUUUAUCAAGACGAUCGGAUAAAUCCAGAGAUAGAGAAAGGGAUAAAGAUACUCCCCCUUCAUCUUACCCUUACUCUUCAAAACAUGGUCAAAGUUCGAGCAGCGUCAAUUCGGUCAUUCAGAGAUCCGUGGCUAUACCGUCAAAUCGAAGAGGAGAUAUCACACCAGAUUUACCUUCUUCUUCAUCAUUUUCAAGAGGAUUCCACUUGCCUUCUCCUUCGCCCGGAUCUCCCUAUCACGCUCCUAUGUCCCGUAUCCCCUCCUCUGAUCCUGGGCAUGGGGACCUACCACCUUUACCGCAUUCAUCAUCCUUUCCUGGCCCUCAGAGAAACAGUGGAAGUGACACUGAAAUUGAAGGAGAAAGUCAAACCCCCAAAAGGAGAAAAAAAAUCAGACCCGUGUCUGCUCUACCUGCACCCAGAUCUACAUGUGAUUAUAAGGGAAAUCAAUGGAAAGGGUUCAAGGGUGACGCUCCCAAUUCACAAUCAGCUCUCAUACCAGGUUUACCAAUAGGUAGACAGACUUCGAUCGAAUUCUCAAAAUCAAGUAAUUCACCUUCUGGGUUCACACCAAAUACAUCUUCGACUUUACGUAGAUUGGGUUCAUUAUCUAAGAAACAUGGUAGAAGAUUAUCAGGUGGAUGGAAAUUCGGUACCAAUUCAUCCACUGAUUCAAAUCAAUCGACUUCUGCUAGAGCACUAGAACCUGUUUUGGGAUCACCUUCUAAACCUCAAAGAUCGAAUCAAGAAGAAGAAGGAUCAUUAUCUCCUGAUUCGCCUACUCCAGAAUCUCAUUCUGAAGACGAUCUGCGUAAGGCAAUUAGAGCGGGAUCAGUUUCUGCUCCAAACUCAAUGUUCAGACCUCCCGCGGCUUCGUCAAGUAUAUCAGAUAGUCAUGAUCAAGCGUCUUCCGAGGUAGUACAGGCUGCGAAAGACAAAAAAGAAAAACACAGAAGAAGGCAAAGUUGGAAUGAUUUCAUCAUUCCGAGGGAGGUCAUGAUGAAGCAGAAGGAACUGAAACAAGGUAUCGGAGCGGUGAAGAUGUUUGCAGGUGGUGUAGCGGCUCUCAAAACGCUACUAUCUAUUCAUGCCGAUAUACAAGAUCGCAUAUUGUCCCUGGGAUCUUCGGUUGGUGCCGCUCAAUUUGCAUCUCUCGAUUCCGAGUUCGAACAAUGGUUAGAGAUGGCAAUUGUGCUCAUUGAAGUAGGAUCGACCGGAUCUGAUCCUUCCACCCAAGCUUCCCUCUCUUCUCCGCCACGAUCUAGAAGGGUGACAUUGGCUUCAAAUGAGGCAAAAGCAGCUUCGGCAGCCAUGUCAAAGGCUCUUUCAGCUCCAGAUCGCGCAAUAGCAUCAGUUUCACCGAUUCCGUCAUCAUCUUGGCGCAAAGCAAGUCUACCAGAUCCUGAAGAAACGGAUCAUGCUUUCGUUGGUCCUGGACCUCCAAAAGCUGAUUAUCCAGAACAGUGGAGAGCCUCAACAGGCAGACAAGAUCUCUCGAAACGUCAAUUGGAAGUCUUAAGGACAAUGCUACGAACUCCAAUGACCAGUAUGGUCACACCGGAAAGACCUGGAAUAGGUAGAACAUCAAGUACAUUAUCAGCAAGUUCCAGCGCUGUCAGUUAUACACAUAUUCAAGGUAGUCCAAGUCCAAGUAAAUCCAAUGGUAUAAUCAGAACCAUAUCAAGACGUCAAACAUCUGGUUCUAUUACGUUUCCUUCGCCUGGUGAUUCAGCACAUAUAAAUCCAUCUACAUCAUUUCCUUCUCCCCUCACAGCGUCUAGGGCAACUCAGCAACCAUCCACCCAGAACGCUAUGAAAGAUAGAAGAGCAAGUAAAGCUGGUUUAGCAGGAUUGAAAGAAUUCCUAAGAUCGCUGAAAAAGGAUAGAUCAGUUUCAGGAGGACAAAGACAAGGACAAGGUUUAACACCGAUAAGAAUCAAAUCUCGUUUUGGUAAAAAUUCAACUUCACCACCUGCUUCACCUACUUCGCCUCUCAGUGCAGAUUUCAUUCGAGGAGAAGUAUUCUUCCCAACCCAAAGGUCGUCGUUCUCCGCUCUAGGAGCAGGUGUAAUCAGCAAUGAUUUGGUCAAAUCACCUACGAAACCACCGCAAUCAGCUCCCAUAGUAUCUGCGAGAUCAGGUUCAGCAACUUCAAAUUCACCUAGAUUAGGACCAGAACAAAAAAGACCUUCAAUAAGAAACAUUUUCAGAACGUCAUCUGGCAAUUGGUCUGAAUUGGUCAAGAGCGAUUCGGCUACAUCUUCUCCAGGAUCUGGAUUGAUAAAGCAAUCAUCUUCAUCAAGGAUGAAAUCAAUUUCACCAAAACCUUCUUCAUCACCGAUCGGCAAAAUAAGCGUAUCAGAUCCCAUACCAUCUCGCAUUCCUCUUUCGGCAUCUUCCAAAACGCUUUCUGCCAAUGACCUGAAUCCUUCUUUCUCUUUUGGUAAAGAAGGAGGAGACAUGACAUUACGUCCUUCAUCGAGAAAAAGGGUUUCAGGUCUAGGUCUAGGUCUAGGUUGGCCUGAAGCAGCUUACGGUGGUGAUACUUCAAUCAAGACUUCAGGUGGAAGUGGGGUUGGAGAAAUGGGAACUUUAUUUGAAAGUCCAAACCCAUUGGAUCAGACUUACAAAGCUAUUAGUAAUGGUUCAAAUAGUAAUUACACUGCUUCCUCUCCAGAUACACGAAUCGCAUCUGAUAGAAAUACUACCACAUCGUCAACAACAUCAAGUAGGAUGCCAUCAAGUGAUACAAGUAUAGGAUUUAGUGAGGAUGAUCAAAGUGAUCUGACCAUCGCUUUGACACCUGAAAACCUCCCUACUUUGUUAGAAUAUCUGAAACAAUGUGAGAGGAUGCUGAGUGAUUGGAGGAUAAGAGUGGAAGACUUGAUGAAGGACAUGGGCUUGGAAUAA